AAUACUGUUCUUAUAAAUAUAUAUUUUGCUUACAUUGGGUUCGUGUUUGUAGUAUGAUUACUGGGCAGAGGAAACCGAAAGGACCCUGAUGUAAAUGCAGGCGGAAAGAGCCGAGCCCGGAGUGGAGCGUUAGCUUAGCUUAGCCGGUUUGUUUGGGUAGUGCUGUGCUAAGAGGCGAAACUGUGACAAUUCGAAGUAGAAGAGCAUCAGAUCCGUAAAACAUUACCUUACUAAACCAGUUAGAUUCUGGCAAACGUAAACCAGUAAAAUGUUAAAUGAGUAAAUCGGCAGAUCAGCCAGUUUCGUUAGUUUUUGUGUUUAUUUUCUCCUGUUGUCCGUUGUGAAGCUUUAGGGUCGCAGUCAUGAACAUUCUGCCAAAGAAGAGCUGGCACGUGCGCAAUAAGGACAACAUAGCGCGCGUUCGGCGUGAUGAAGCGCAGGCCGCCGAAGAGGAGCGCGAGAUCCAGCGGCGAGCGGAGCGCGCGGAGCAAGAGGCUCGGACGGAAUAUCUGAGGAAGAAGUCCCGCGUGGCCCUCGAGCAGCGAGGAGGAUACAGAGAGGAGGGAGAGCAGAGUGGAGGUUCAGGAGGGAUUGAACACCUCAACUUAUUUCCUUUGGAGGAGUCUUCGGAAAAGAAGGGCAAUGCAGAAUAUCUUAAAGAGAAAAGGGAGGAAAAGGAGAAACAGGAGCGUGCCAUUGGCCUGUUGGUAUCCCUUGGUCCUGCCCCUGGAACAGAAGCUACACCCUGGUAUCUGAAGCACAGAGAAAAGGAGAAAGAGGAGGAUAGAGAUAGAAAGGAGAAGGGCAAAAGGAAGAGCAUAACAGAAGAGGAGAGAGAGAAGAAAGAGCGGAAGUUAAAGGAGAGGCUGGACCCUCUUUUGGACAUGAAGAAAGCCCUGGCAGUGAAAGACAGAAAGGAGAAAAAACACAAAAAGAAAGAAAAGAGAGAUAGAGGGGAGAAGAGGAGUGGAGAAAGCUCGAUUGAAAGGUUGCGUGCCGAACGGUUGCAGAGAGAAGCGGAUGAGAGGAGACGAACACAAGCGCUACUGGAUCAGAGGAAUGGAGGGGGGGAGGAGGGAAAAAGACAGAAGGAAAUGGGUGACCGAGACAGACCAUACAACAGUGCCUACUUCCCUGAGCUGGCACGCAAAAGGCAGAGAAAGGAGAGAGACCAGUACGACUUCUGCUAGCUUUCACAUUUAUUUUUCUGAUGAUAAAGUACGAAGGGUUUCAGACUGAACAGAGUGCAAAGAGUGUUAUAAUGUGUUACUCAUAAAAAUGCCAUCGAUUGUUCAUUGCACUCACUGCCAGACACAGUGUUGCUAAACUGUGGACCAGUUGUGCUUCUGAGCUGGCUGUCAGCAGCCUUGGUCUUUUUGGAGGAAAGAAGCAGUUGUAGACAGUCUGGUGCACUGUGCAGUCAGUCAGAUAACAAAAUCAGAUUAUAUUGGAUCUUAAUUCCACUGUUGAAUUUAAGGCAGCAGAAAUUAAGAUCAUCAAUGGACUGUCUGUAUUUUCGAAAGAGUAAGAAAAGUGUUAAAAUGGAUUUGUUCCAUAGAUACAGGAACUUCUUAUUGACUAUGACCUGUGUAGGUUUGUUUCUUGAUAAACUUUUUUGAGUGUUAAUGAUCUAUCAAAAAAGUCUCACAGCCUCUUUCGAUCUCCGCUUUCUUUGUUGUGUUGUAAAAACCAUUAAAUAACAUUGAGGGAACUUGUCUUUAGUAAGUGAAGAAUUUAAAAAAAAACUGUCAUCAUUUCUGUCUGUGUGGUUUAAACAGUGUGAUGGCUUGUGUCAUAGAGAAUGUGUUGAAUUUCUUUAUUAUGAGCUGCAGACUGUUCCCGUCCCUAUUUUUACAGGAAUGGGCAACUGACAUGCAAAAAAAACAAACAAAAAAAACCAA
Molecule: messenger RNA, 1901 nt
Organism: Pygocentrus nattereri (red-bellied piranha)
Lineage: Eukaryota; Metazoa; Chordata; Actinopteri; Characiformes; Serrasalmidae
Gene: leng1
Product: leukocyte receptor cluster (LRC) member 1
Exons: 5
Coding region: 363-1190 (275 amino acids)
Source: RefSeq, a predicted model, not a curated record